Messenger RNA from Leptidea sinapis, 997 nucleotides. RefSeq lists its product as uncharacterized. The transcript has 6 exons. Lineage: Eukaryota; Metazoa; Arthropoda; Insecta; Lepidoptera; Pieridae. The coding region runs from base 225 to 848 and encodes 207 amino acids. The record is from RefSeq and is a predicted model, not a curated record.
GCUUUACCGCACGGUUACUUUAAUAUAAUUUUAUACACAGAACGACCAUUUUAAAUUUUGCGCGGGAAACUUCUUUUUUUUUAAAUCUAUACUGCAGUGUGCCAGUAUCCAAUACAAUUUGUGAAAAAAUGACUAUCUAUGGCAAAUUAGUUCAGAUUAUUUUGAUCAGUGUGUAAAAAGCAGUUCUGUUGGACAUUGACAAUCUCUUUUAUAGAAAUUCAAGGAUGUCUGAUGGAAUAGAAGCGGGAGCUGGUCUUGCGUGGAGACUCCUUGCCACCCUGGAAGGUGGAUCACUUUUGCUGGCCACGUCAGCAUUGGUAGCAUACACUGCUCGCGCUAGAGUCAAGAAACACAAGCGAAGACGGCCAGUUCACAGUGUUCUUAUGACUAAUACGACGAACGCGCUUGGCCAGGAAGUGAAGCAAAGGCUCGAGGCGUGUGGGUGUGUGGUCUGUGUGCCAAGCGGAGCGACGAGCGUGUCGGAUAAAUACGACGCGCUUCUUGUGGUCGGCGCCGAGACUACAGCAGGGCUGAAAGGCAUCGCAUCCCUCGUCUCUGAAGAUGUUUAUGAUAAUUUAAAACUUUUAGAAACACUGUCGUUGUUAAUACACCGAGGUGGAUGCAUCGCAUGGGCCUCAGCGGGUGCAGUGAACGAUACCUACAGUGAUGCAACGCGCGCCUUCGAUGCUGUGCUGAGAGCGAGCCUAAAACAUGUCGCUAAAGUGGCGCGAUGUGAAGCCAUUUGGAUAGAACGAGGGGAAAGUGUGGGUUUGGUAGCGGAUAGAGUGACCGCUGCGCUUGUGCCCUGUGACAACAGAAUAACCCGAUCUACAUUUUCGAUUAGGUAAAUAUAGAAACGUUGCUCUUCAAGUCAAGGAAUUCUUCGGACGAUGGUUAAAAAUAGUUACCUAAAUCAUAUGAAUAUUGCUAGUUACUUAUUACUUAAAUAUAUACAAUUUCAGUCGCUGUUGUAAGUAAUAAAAAAAUUAACUGAAAA